GUGAUAUUACCACACAAAGCACAGUCGAUCUGUGAAAGGAGUUUCCACAACCGAAAUGGUCUCAAAUUUUUCGCUGCGAAAGCGACGGAACGUUAACAAGACUCAAGAAAGUCAAUAGACGAUAGUAUUUUUAGGUCCGCAAGAAGAAAACGAGAGGUCAGUAGCGCAAAUAUCAUACGUUUAGAGGAUUUUAUGCUUGGUCUGGUUUGCAAGGGCCCACGUAGUGUGAAGUAACAAGAGCCAAUUACCUAGCUGACGUAAACUAGGAGUUUCUUAUUCAAGCAAGAGCGGUAGUGACUCACGACAGAUUUCCCAUUUGCUUUAUGACGUCUCCAUUUCGCGUACAACUCUAAAUGUUUCAAUAAGGAGUUGGAAUAGCUGCUAGAAAAAAGUUGAUCAAGUCUGUUUGUUGAUUUCUUUGCUUAGGCCCAUCAUAAAUCGUGCCCGACAAAACCUUGGCAGCCAAGCAAUCUCGGAAGCAGUGGUGGCGUCACAAUUGCUGAAACCUUUAACAGUAACUGACGAUUUUGGGGUCAUGGAUGGGGUUGAUUCAAGUGAUACACACUUACAUGAUACAGAAAUUUUCAAAAUAAAACUCUCUUUCUCAUCUCUUACGAACAGUGUUGUUGUCUGCCCAGUAGUGGCGACCUUGUAUUCAUGGAAACCAUCUGAUACGGAGACGUGGAAUUAUUUCAAGACUGGAGUACCUGUUCUUGUUAUUGUACAUGACAGCCAAGAUCAUAGCAAAAAUGUGCAAAUGCAGUUAUGUAUAGUCGACAGACAAAAUGGCUUUGCAACAUGGCGAGAAAACAUAACGGAAAGAUCAGAGUAUAAAAUGACUCAGCGCAAUUUUCAUACUUUGAAACUGAACAAUCCACGGGAGGAAGGGGAAAUGGUUGGAUUGAAAUUUCCCAAUGAUGAAAUUGCUUCGGUAUUUUACAAAGAUGUCCACUGUAAUAUUCCAGAUGAGACAGAGCAAGAAACUAAAGAAAGCCCAAAACACAUAGAAAAGAAAAGGAGUGUAAAAGGAAAAGACAGCUCUAAGUCUUUGAGGAAACUUUGCAAAGAGGAUAUAUCUUCUCCUUGUAUGUUUACUCAUGUUACUAGCAUUAAUAAUAGUACAUUUUCUGGUGACAAAGAGAAAGCAAGUGCCUCCCCAGCUCAUGGAAAUGGACGUUCAAAAUCAAGCUUUGUAAGAAAGACUUUAAGUUUUAGUACAAAGAAAAGGUAGCUGUAGUUUCUCCAGACCAACUGUUGAGAUGGAAUUUGGGAAAGCUUACUGGAUAACAGAUGUGUGGCAAUCAGCCUGAUCUACAAAGGAUAAGGUUUUGAUUAAAUAGGCACUCAAACCUCAAUCAAUGCUUUGUUCUAAAGCCCACAUUAUAUUAGUAUUAGCUAGUGGUAUUGGUUUCAGAUUACAACAAAAUAUUUUUUUAGUGUGUUAGUGAUGCUUGAAGCAACACUACACAACAUUUACAACAAUGGCUAUCUGUUAGUAUUACCUGUAAAAUGUUUUCAGCCAGUGGGGGAUCAUUGAUGGUCAAAAUGUAGAGAUUUUUCAAAUCUCAUAUCACAUGUCUCAUGUAAUAUCUACUAAUAAAAAUUUAAAUAACUUUGAUUUUUCUGCCAAUGAUGAUAAUGAUAUCAAAGAUCUUUCUUUAAUAUUAAAAUAUAUUUUAAAGAUUUCUGUUAGCUCUAUAUUAAAUAAAACAAUAUAAAAUAAUUCAAUUUAAGUUACUUCAACUUCAACUGUAAUGUUACAUUGCCACUUAACCUUCUUAACAAUUCAAAAAAGUCCCUGACUGAAGUAAUCUUUUCAAAAUACAAUAUAUGGAUAUCAAAAUUAAAAAACUUUGAUUUAUCUUUGUUAAACAUUUUAGAUGAUCAUCCUCCCAGAAUAGUGACUUUAUAAUAGUCUCAGACUUAUUCAUGUGACUAAAGCCAACAUUGAUGUCAACAUUGAUGUCAAUACAUUGCAACAUUCGAAUAUGAUGAAACAUUGAUUUUGUUGCAAUCUUUGUUUUGAGAAUGUUUUUUGUUGAUUGACCCAUUUAUGGUCUUUGUUUCUAUACAAAAUGUAACUUAUGCCGUUCUAGUCUAUAUGGAAGAACUUUAGUUGCAGACUUUUGACAUUAAUAUCAUUAUGGCAAUCCUGUAUAUUUUGUUAGACACUAUAAAGGUCAACUCAUGAAAUUUGUCGGUAGUGUGGUAUACAUAUCUUCUAACCCCCCAGUCCCUCUUUUGGUUUCAAACCGGUUUUUUAUUAUAUAGGAAAACCCCCCUGCAAGUUUUGAACUCUUAACUGUUCGUGUCAGCAAAUAAAUCCAGUUGUUAAACAACAUAGUUGUGGCAUCACAAUAUUCAUGCAGCUAUCUUCCCAUGUUUCACCACAUUGUUAAACACCAUCUGUCAGUGUAGACCAAUUUUAUAAUUUCUCUUAUCUUCAAUUAUCAGUUGUUUGAUCUUUGUUAUUGCCAAAAUCAAGCUUUUUCUGUCUCUUAUGCUGGUUUUGUUGCUGUGUGAGUAGUUUUUUUGAUAAAGAUUUUUUAUCUUCUAGAUUUAUUUAGUUUAGAUAUCAAAUAUUAGAGAUGUUUGCUAACCAUGUAUUUAGAACAUAUGAUGCUUCAUAUUACAGACCCCAAUUUAGCCAUGUGAGAUGCUUAGCAAGGAAAUGAUUGUCUUUUUGUUUGAUAUUCCCUUAAGAACCUUUUCAUGGUAUCUUGAUAUUGAAAAAUUGAUGGCAUUCUUUUAUGUUAAGCCGAAAAAUUCACUCUGGAAAAUGAUCUUAGCAUCAAAUCAGUUCCUGUUUGUCUGCUAUGUUCUGUUGGAUCCACAUAUCAUUUUGGAUCCGAAUGCAACUUACAUCAAUUACACAUCAUUAUAUCAGUUUAAUAUAAACAAGCCAUUUUAGAGAUUGGCUUUUCAAUUUCAGAUACUUUGACAGCAAGAUAGGGUAUGGUUAUUAAUAAUGUUGAAAGGAUAAAUUUGUUGGAUUCAUUGCAAGUUAAAAAUUCUUUGUCACCUGACUAUUUCUGUGCUGAAAGCGCAUUCAGAUUUUUCAUAUAUUGGAUAGCUUUCUAGAAUGGUUUUUCGGCUUUAGCUAGUAGCCUAGUAGUUUUGUUUGAAAAAAACAAUUUAGUUUUUUUUGCAAAAUUAAUUAUUUCAUUGCUUUUAUGAAAAUAUAUGUUUGAUAUUAAAACAAUAUUCUACGUUGUAAAUUUAUUACAAGAGAUGGUCCAUAGUAUGUAGGAGAGGGGAAUAGUGUGAGUUAUUAAAAUAUAAUUUCACAUUUGUUAUCUUUGUUUUCUUUUUGCUUUUGUGCUAACAAACACUUACUGGUGAACUUUCAUUUUUAAUCCCAUUGACUAGAUGAUAAAAUUUUUCCCAGAGUACCUAUUUAAAAACAUUGAUAGAUACAAAGCCUGUAUAACUGAGCCGUGUCAAACAUCUAAUCAUUUAAUGUCUUUGUUGCCAUUAUUUCCUGGCAAGACCUUUGGUUUGUUGUAGCGGAGAUAUCCACUGUCAUAGUUAACAGCUGGGUUUUCCCAGUUUGAAUUUUGCAUGUUGGAGAAAAAUCAUGGCAAAGUUGUAAAUUCAAAAUUGCUCUCCCUCUUCAAGGGGGGUCUGAUUGGGUAGAAGAAAGUUUAAGGGGCAACAUCCCUCGUUUUUCAUUAGUUUUUUAGUAAAAUCGAUUAUUGGCUUGGAAAAUCGUUAGUUUGCUGGUCAAGUCUUUUGACAGUAAGCUAGAGUGAAGCAAAAUUGUCUGCUGGUCAAGUCUUUUGACAGUAAGCUAGAGUGAAGCGAAAUUGUCUGCUGGUCAAGUCUUUUGACAGUAAGCUAGAGAGAAGCAAAAUUGUCUGCUGGUCAAGUCUUUUGACAGUAAGCUAGAGUGAAGCAAAAUUGUCUGCUGGUCAAGUCUUUUGACAGUAAGCUAGAGUGAAGCGAAAUUGUCUGCUGGUCAAGUCUUUUGACAGUAAGCUA
Rhopilema esculentum is the source of this 3981-nucleotide messenger RNA. RefSeq lists its product as uncharacterized. The record is from RefSeq and is a predicted model, not a curated record. Lineage: Eukaryota; Metazoa; Cnidaria; Scyphozoa; Rhizostomeae; Rhizostomatidae.